UUUAUCAUCUCGCGAUAUCCUCCCGCAGUCCUCGCUGCUAACGGUCGGAAAAUUUCAAAAGAAAACUGUACUGCCUGACCUGUCAAUCAUUAAGGGAAAGGGGCGGUCCUUCCGGCGCGGCGCAGCAGCACGUGCUCUUGUGGAGGGAAAAGAGCGCUUGGCGGCGACGCGAUGGAUGCCGCCUGGUUGCGGGGCCUAUUCGGCAAGCGGGUCAGAGUCACUCUGAUGUGCGGGACUUAUUCGGGGCGUUUGCAGCAAGUGGAUACUGCCACGAAUGUUAUCGUUCUGGAUCAAGUUGAAUAUUUGGAUAAUAAGCUAAAGCUGCCUGGUGUCAGAAUAUUUUAUGGAUAUGAGAUCAAAAAUCUGGAGAUCCUUGAUGCCUUGUCGACUGCAUCUGAAAUUAAGCGAACAAAUGAUAACAAUGAUGAAAAGGGCAAACGGAAAGAUACAGCUCCGGGGGAGGCACUUGGAGAGAAACAUUUCCCAGAUUUGGAAUUUAAAUAUUUGGAACAUGAUGAUUUGGAAAUCAUUGUCAUUGACCAGUUACAUCAGAAAUUUGGUCCAGCAAUCUUUCAGAUUAAACAACAGAAUGUGAUUGGAGUUGCAGUGAAAGGUAUUAAUGUCUGCCGCUUCGGAAAGCUGUUCUGGAUGCAGAUUUCAACAAAUGAUCGGAUCUACCUCUUUGAUAUUUUUCUCCUGGGAGCAGCGGCAUUUAAAAAUGGACUUAAGAUAGUUCUGGAAGACGUUAAUGUAUUGAAGGUGAUCCAUGAUAGUCGCUUGCUCUCUGACUGCCUGUAUCACCAAUAUAGGGUGGACCUCACCAAUGUGUUUGAUACGCAGGUUGCCGAUGUUCUGCAGUUCUCCACAGAGACAGGAGGCCUUCUUCCCAGCCACGUCAGUACUUUGGGAGAAUGUCUGGUCUGUCAUCUCGGCCUCCCGCCAAGAAAAAUCCGAUUCUUGCAGCACAGUGCAGCUGUUCUCAAGGUUAAUCCAAAGGUGUGGAGUUCUCGUCCACUCCCCCCAAGUUUGAUGAAGAGCGCAGCAUUAGAAGUGAUGUUUCUCCUUCCACUCCGCUGUACUUUGAUGGACAAGUUAAUGAUGGAUUUCACAACUCAAGUGGACAACUACCUGAGCAUGUACAGAAAUAUGCCCAGCACUACUUUCGGAGGUGCUGAGACCACCUCUUUGGAACUUCCUUAUGAACUGAAGGAAUUAGCACUUAUUCAAAGAUUAAGAAGGGAAGAUGCUCUAAAAAUCUAUAAAACUGAUGAGAAUGGCUGCCUUGUGAGACCUUGCCCUCAAUUUAAGAAUAAACCCAAGGUGGAGAAUAGAAUAAUAAACAUAGACGACAUCCCAGAGCUUGAAAUGUCCAAGGCACCAAAGGAAGAUGUAAAUGAAAUGCAGAAUGAGGAGAUUCCAUUGCUUGAGCCUAUUUCCAGUUGUGAUGAAAACAUUUGUUCUCCCCUGGAACGAGUCAAUCUUUGAACAGCCAAACCUUGAGGAAAAGUAGUGCCCAUCUUUGUGGAGAUGAACUAACUGAGAUGCUGUGGCAAGAAGCCAGGGUUAUAUUUCAGCUUGUUUCUCAAGAUCUUCAGACUAAAUCAAUACCUUGUCUCAAGAUGGUAUGUUUCAAAUUCUUAUCAAAAUCCAGUUCAAGGUGAUUCCUUGAGAAGCUUCUAUGGGCCAUACUGGCCAGAACCUGUUUCUGUGUAUAGCUUACCUGGGUAGCCAAGUGACUUUUAAUUAAUGCUCUACUAUGUUGUACCUGGAGUGAGGGUCAUGAGUUUCAUUUGCACAAUGAGCUCACAGUUGGCUUACACUUUGGGAAUAGAAGUGCUAAGGGAACACUACCAAUCUUGUGCUUUAUUCAAACAACAAUAAAAAUAAGGUAAUUUUGGGAAAGAUCCCAAUGUGAUCCAGCAGGACAUUUUCCACGAAUGAAGUCAAGAUAUGUUCUUGGAUUUCACCAUGUCGUCUCAUGUGAUCUUUAGUGCUCUCAGUUUUGUAUAUUAAGUCACUUCUUACUAUUGUUAAUAAAAAGCUG
Molecule: messenger RNA, 2044 nt
Organism: Mobula hypostoma (lesser devil ray)
Lineage: Eukaryota; Metazoa; Chordata; Chondrichthyes; Myliobatiformes; Myliobatidae
Gene: exd1
Product: exonuclease 3'-5' domain containing 1
Exons: 11
Coding region: 172-1485 (437 amino acids)
Biological process (GO): piRNA processing
Cellular component (GO): PET complex
Molecular function (GO): nucleic acid binding; 3'-5' exonuclease activity
Source: RefSeq, a predicted model, not a curated record